Messenger RNA from Perognathus longimembris pacificus (Pacific pocket mouse), 876 nucleotides. It is a transcript of the gene Vax2, whose product is annotated as ventral anterior homeobox 2. NCBI's taxonomy places the organism in Eukaryota, Metazoa, Chordata, Mammalia, Rodentia, Heteromyidae. The transcript is spliced from 3 exons. The coding region runs from base 1 to 876 and encodes 291 amino acids. Gene Ontology annotation, biological process: regulation of DNA-templated transcription; neuron differentiation; central nervous system development. The record is from RefSeq and is a predicted model, not a curated record. Gene Ontology annotation, molecular function: DNA binding; DNA-binding transcription factor activity, RNA polymerase II-specific.
AUGGGCGAUGGGGGCGCCGAACGCGACCGCGGCUCGGCGCGCCGGGCGGAGUCUGGAUGCAGCCGUGGGUGCGACCGGGACCACGGAGAAACGGAAGAAUUUCGAGCUGAUGCGAGUGGCCAAAGCCCAAGGGAGGUUGCCAGGACCUCAGCCUCCAGCCCCGCGGGUUCCCGGGAAAGCGGGGCGGACAGUGAUGGGCAGCCCGGGCCCGGCGAGGCAGACCACUGCCGCCGCAUCCUGGUACGAGAUGCCAAGGGAACAAUCCGGGAAAUUGUACUGCCCAAAGGCCUGGACCUGGACCGCCCCAAGCGGACCCGCACCUCCUUUACUGCUGAGCAGUUGUACCGCCUGGAGAUGGAGUUCCAGCGCUGCCAGUAUGUGGUGGGCCGUGAGCGCACAGAGCUGGCCCGCCAGCUGAACCUCUCAGAGACACAGGUGAAAGUAUGGUUCCAGAACCGCCGCACCAAACAGAAGAAAGACCAGAGCAGAGACCUAGAGAAGCGGGCAUCGUCCUCUGCCUCCGAGGCCUUCGCCACCUCCAGCGUUCUGCGGCUUCUGGAGCAGGGCCGGCUCCUCUCUGUUCCCAGGGCCCCCAGCCUCCUGGCACUGACCCCUGGCCUGCCCAGCCUGCCUGCUGUCCACAGGGCCACCUCCUUGGGUGACCCCAGGAACUCCUCCCCUCGCCUCAACCCGCUGCCCUCAGCCUCGGGAUCCCCUCCACUGCCACCCCCUCUGCCAGCUGUCUGCUUCGCCAUGGCCCCGCUGCUAGACCUGCCUGCUGGCUACGAACUGGGAUCCUCUGCCUUCGAGCCCUACAGCAAACUAGACCGCAAAGGAGGCAGCCCUGGAUGCAGCAGCAAGAAAGCUACCACUUAA